AUGGGACGUUAUACACCAUCACCAGCUGUCUUCAAUACAGACAGCGAAAUAGACGAAUACGUUUCCCAAACCAUUGGUACGGACGUAUCACCGAAUCGCAUUCAAUACUCAUGGCUUUCAAUCGCAAACUUGUACUUUAAAGUUGGAAACUAUUCCAAGACUGAAAAAUAUCUACUUGAACUUUUGAAACUACAAUCUGAGGAUUAUGAGGCAAACGACCUACUUGGUACUGUUUACAGAAGACAAGGCAGGCAAGAGGCUGCUUUAGAUUUCUAUGAAAGAGCUUUGUGUAGCAAAGGUGCUUCACAAAAUCGUGCGUUAGAUGCACAUAAUAAAUUCGUCUUAUGCAAACAUAAAGCUGCUGAACUCUGCACACUGCUAGCGAAAAAGGCUAAAGAUGAAACUGAAAUAAAAAAGUUUACUGAUAAGUCCUUAUUUUGGAUCGAAAGAACUCGUCAAGUAAAUAAAAAAUACAUUCCUCGAGCAGUACAAUUAUUGCAUAAAACAUAUAUCAUUAUAGUUCAGCAUGCAGAAAGGCAAUCUGAUAGGCGUGGUUGCUUAAAGCGUCGUGAUGGAAGUACACCAGUGGCUAGUAUUCAGUGGAUUGAUGAUACUAUAAAAAGCUUGUUAACGGUUGAGGAUACUUUCAUCGAUCCCGCUUUUCAUAUAAUUCUUGCUAAGGCAUUAUUGAAAAUGCAUGAUCAUCAACGUGUAUGGAAACAUGUAUUACAGCGACGUUAUAAUUUCGUUGAUAGCUUAGAAUGGAAUCUCUUUGUCAAGAAUACGUUUCCAAAGCUGAGAAAGUUAGCCACUAUUGACAGUAUAAAGGAGCUGUUACAUGAAUCAACAGAGUUGAUAUUUUUCGCUUGUGACAAUGUUGUUAGACUAUCGUUAAAAAUAAAACCACGCGAUGAAUCUGGAAAACUUGUGAAGGAGUUUUCAGAUCUUAUAAAGACAUGGGAAACACCUUCAUCGCAAAAUCAUCAAGUUGUUGAAAAAUGGACACGUUACCGACAGGAAUAUCAAUAUCGAAGCUUACGACAUGAUGGAUAUUUCCAAUUUAAACUCGCAUCUUCUGAUUUGAGUCAAUUCAAGCUUCUGUCUAAGACAGUACAGAAAAAUCAAGAGCAUCUCUGUGCUGCUUAUUCAAAAUUUAAAGCAUGUUUAUCUUUUCGCCGUGAGACUUUCCGUGACCCUAAUCGUCCAAUUACUCAUUUUAUUUAUCUAAUGUGCCAACGGAUAAGUGAUGUUUCUCAUCAAUUAUUGGUUUUGUUGCAUUGUUUUGAUUAUGCUUGGUUGAAUAAAAGCGAUUCCGCUGCAUAUGUAUUGAAACCACGUUCCCAAUAUGAAGAUGAUGUUAGACAAAAUUUUGUUUUACCUGGACAUGUUCGUCUUAUUAAGGAGUUGAUUCAAAAUGUCGGUAAAAACCAACUGGCAGAAUUAAGUACAUUGAAAUGGUUGGCUCAAAUGUCAAAUCAGAUUGAUAAGAUAGCAUUUUGUGCCCCAUAUGAUUUGGACCGUUUUUUGGCUGUUUCGGCUUGGUAUAUGGAAAGUGGUGUGUUACGAGAAUGGUUACGAUAUAUAUUUCCGAGAUUAGAAGACUGCCCAAAGUUUCCGGAACCCGGAAAACGCCACGAUAUUCCAUCGUCCAUUCAAACCUUAUCAUCAUUGUUUGAAAGCAUGUCGAUACGGAAUCAAAUGGGAACUGGACUGGCUCGCUUGUUGUCAAAACAAGAAAGAAAAACCAAAAGGAAUCUAAUAAUUGAAACACCAACUUUGAUAGACAUUGAAUUUUUUCUUAUAAUUUUACUUAUCCAAAGGCAGUAUCAUUGUGUUGUUGACCAGGGGGCGGAAUCUUUAGGUCAGAUAUUAUACCUAGCAUCACAAGAAUGCUGGAAACCACGUGAAAGUCAGAGAAAAUUUUGGAGAACAUUGCUAUGGUGGUAUGGUAAGAAUGAUCCGGAUAAACGAAUAUAUACAAGUGAUUUAAUGUCUAAUGAAGAGUUCUCACAAUGUAUCAGAGAGAUUAGAGGUGACAUCAACCUACAUGACUACGAUUAUAAUCAGACUUUGUCCGUUAUAAAUUUGCAAAGAGACUUGUUUUUGGUGAUAGCAAUACUCUUUGAGGCAAUGAUUACACGCUAUAAUCAAUGUAGGUCAACAGAGGGACUACAUUGCGUUGAAGUUCAUCAGAAUUGGGAAAUGAAUGUUUCAAAAGGCGAAUCGACGAAUGAUACAAGGGUGAAAUUUGCAAUAUUAGAUGACGAAGUUAAAGAGCCGGGAUAUCGAAUGUUUAUUCCCGUUAAUUCGGACCUUGAGAAAAAUGACAUGACAGAGCGUUUAUCGUUUAUAUUUACUGAAAAUGGCGAUAUGUCUAUACUAGAGUUAGAACCGGGUUCAACCGGGUCAAAAAGUCCAACACAACCACAAUCUUUUGACGCUGUCAAUUCAUUUAUUAUAGUUGAUGAUCAUGAUCAACCAUUUGGAGAGUUGAAUCACAGCAUGAUAGAAACUACUAAUGUUCCUGAAAGUGAUUCUGAAUUAUUAGACAAUGAAAGCAAUGAAAGUAACUCUGAUUUGUUGAUAAAUUUUGAUUAA
Molecule: messenger RNA, 2598 nt
Organism: Racocetra persica
Lineage: Eukaryota; Fungi; Glomeromycota; Glomeromycetes; Diversisporales; Gigasporaceae
Source: the annotation of a GenBank genome assembly